Mercenaria mercenaria is the source of this 3032-nucleotide messenger RNA. RefSeq lists its product as uncharacterized. NCBI's taxonomy places the organism in Eukaryota, Metazoa, Mollusca, Bivalvia, Venerida, Veneridae. Bases 219 to 1691 code for a protein of 490 amino acids. Gene Ontology annotation, cellular component: nucleus. The transcript is spliced from 2 exons. The record is from RefSeq and is a predicted model, not a curated record.
GUCAGUUCGCGAUUGAUAGCCGGAGUGAAAAGACGCACUUGUCUGCUGUCAUAAUUACGGUAUAACUACAAGCAGAAGGAGAUAUUGUGUAUUGAUUUGCCAUUCCGGAGACUAUUUAAUAGUGUCGUCUGCUGAUAUAUUUGGAUUGUUUGUUAUGAAAGCUAAAUCAUUCGAAAAAUAUUAAAAUAUAUUAUAUCAUAAUUCAAGUGCUAACAAAAAUGACUUGUGUUUUAUCAAUGCCAGCGUUGUACACGAAUCAUUUUAGUGAGGGUGGUGCAGAUGUUCAAAAUAAUGGAUGUGAAAGUUUUGACUUUAACUGGAUAAAUGUUCCUCGUCCACAUUCCGGAUUAUCAGAUAAUCAGAUAUGUCCAACUUCAUGUCAUAUAGAAGCAAGCACGAGUUCAUUGAUUUCGUGCCAAAUGGAAAUUUCAAGUGUACCUUGUGGAAGCGUCAAACAUGGACAAUUUGAUGUUCAUACCGAAGAUAGUAAUAAAACGGACCUUAAAUCAAUUGACAUGGAAAAGGAUGUUGCUGCAAACGGAAAACCGUGUGUUACAGACUUGUUUGAAGUAUGCAACAAAACAGACGUGGAACUGGGUGACGAUCACAUGCAUAAAACAAAGCACGGAGUCAAAAGAAAAGCAGAAGUUACGGAGUCCGAAGAAGUCUACAUUCCAUCUAAACGAGUCUCACCAUUCUUAAACACACCAAAGGAAAGAAAAGAUGAAAGGAAAAAAAUUCUGAAAAUGUCUAUUAAAAAAUUAAAACAGUUAGAUGACCCUGAAGCCUUUCUUAGAAGAACAGUUCUUGUUAAUAAUAUCACGAAACGCCUUCAAAAGGAAUUACGACAAGAAAAACUUAGAAAUAAGAAAUAUGCAACAAAGAAAAGAAAGUCUUUCAGCGGAUAUGAUGUACCCACCAACAAUUGUAUGUCAGACGCUUACUUGUUUGAUGAUCCUUUUCUGAGUGGAAUCCAUGAGAAAAUUACAGACGAUAUGACAGACACACUCAUUAAAAACGUGUUUCAUGAUAAAACAAAUGAUCAGACUGAGGAAUCUGAUGAAAUGUCAGACACGAUAUCCGGUAAAAUGGAAGACACUGUGAUGGGCGAACAGUCGUGCGUUGACUCAAGAACUUUUACUCCGUUAAAUGUCGCAGACGACAAUUCAAACAAUUCAGCCGAAACAUCUAGUGACGAGAGUACCCCUGAAAUACAAUCCAGUAAAGAGUGUAGUCGUUUGACAUGUUUAGGCAAUAUUAAAGAUACGCAGCAAAUGUCUAUAGACAUUUCUGCUGCAUUGAAUGUGGCUAGAGGGGAACAGAAUUUCAUAAAUACCUGCCAUGAUAAUAGUGAAACAGAGGUUAAAGGUGAAAGGGACACUAACGUUUUAGAAAGCAUAGGAUUACCUUCAAGUGAAGUACAAAGCGUGCUUAAUUAUCAAAACACGGGAUGUGAUAAGUUACAUCUAGCCAAACUAGUAAAGCUUGAGAAAUCAACUGAUAUUCAAAUAAAUUGUACAGACACUUUUCAAAAUGAUCAAUGCACAGAGAAAUGUAAUUUGUCCCUGGCUUCACAAGGUGCAAUAAAUGAAUGUUACUGUAGCUUACACAUGUCGGAACUUGAUCAAAAAUUGGACCAGAAGACAUUAUUGCAUUCCUUCAACACAUUUUCGUCUUACACUGAAUUGUGAUAUUUGAAUACAUCCGACGGAUCAGUUGAGGCGAGAGAGAGAGAGGAGAGAGAGUACACAUUUUUACUGCGCCUAGCUGAACAUGCACUUUUUAAACCUAACUCGCAGUACUAAAAAUCAAUUGUGCAGAGUUUCAUAUACGAAUAUGGGUGUAAUAUACCUUUAUGCCCAUUAUACUAGUAACGUUAGCUAGUAAAUACCACUAUAUUCUUUUUUUUGCCGAUUAGCAUUUAUAGUUCAUGACGAGUCUUAACAAAAUGGUUUGCAUUUUUACCCCAGGAGCUGACUCAUAUUAUUUCACUUUUGUCCCAAGAUAUUACAGAAUGAAAGAACUGCACUGGUAUUACCAGCCCUGAAUUGAGGUUUAUUAGUUAAAGAUUUCAUAUUUGGAACCAUGAACAAUUGUCACAAUGUAUCUGUGUAAACAUAAAAUAAACAUACGUGUGUGUAUAAAUAGUUCUGUAAUACAUCACAAUAAUAAAUGUAUAAGUAAACAAAUAUGAAUAUGUAAUGUUUCAAAAUAACUAAGUUUGUUUUAAGUGGAUAUGUAAUCAUUGGUAAUUACAGCUAUAGUGCAGUUUAUAUAUUUAGGCCAGUGAAAUACCGCAGAUGUGAAAUCAAUAUGUCAUGGUGAAAUAUUUCAGUGAUUGAUUUUGAAAGAACAUCUUUAAGCGUCGGCAUUGAGUUGAAAUAAUGUAUAUCUAAAAAUAAGUUUAGUAGCUGUCAGCAGAUUUAAUACUACACAUGUGUUUUCUUAUUAUAUUAUUUAUAUUAUUUAACAUUAUUUAUUUAGAUCUUUCUUCUUGUGAUAUACAUUCACCGUUGUUUGUAUUUCCACUAUAUGACCAUUAUCGCAUUUUAUGAAAAAAUAUAAUGAUAGGUAAGAGUCAUUUGAGCCGCGCCAUGAGAAAACCAACAUAGUGGGUGUGCGACCAGCAUGGAUCCAGACCAGCCUGCGCAUCCGCGCAGUCUGGUCAGGCUCCAUGCUGUUCGCUUUUAAAGCCUAUUGGAAUUGGAGAAACUGCUAGCGAACAGCAUGGAGCCUGACCAGACUGCGCGGAUGCGCAGGCUGGUCUGGAUCCAUGCUGGUCGCAAAGCCACUAUGUUGGUUUUCUCAUGGCACGGCUCAUUUAUGAAAACCUUUGUUUCAUCUCAAAAGAUAUUUAUUGGUAUUUUGCUUUGUAACUGAUAUACAAGGUGCAAUUUGCAAAGCAAUCAACUCUGUUUUUAAUUUGGGAUGCAUUUAACAAAAUGUGAUGGUAUAUAAUAUCUAAAUGUUUAAAUUAUGUAAUAAAAUGUGAUAGCUUUACGAAGCUCAAAAAUAAAAUGAUGGAAGAAUCA